Molecule: messenger RNA, 7600 nt
Organism: Dothidotthia symphoricarpi CBS 119687
Lineage: Eukaryota; Fungi; Ascomycota; Dothideomycetes; Pleosporales; Dothidotthiaceae
Exons: 1
Coding region: 182-7423 (2413 amino acids)
Cellular component (GO): cytoskeleton
Source: RefSeq, a predicted model, not a curated record
UCCUGACUUUGUAACCCUCCCUCCACCAGCCCUGUUCGAGCUUGUAACUGCUGCCACUGCGGGAUGCAUGCUCGUCCUGUCGUCUCCAGACCAGCACCUUGCAGUUCCAUGUCGCUCCUUUAGGCUUUCGGCUACGCGCGUUUCCUUUCUCAUACAUAAUUAUUUAGCCAUUGAUCGUUGAAUGCACGCUCGACGCAUUCCCUCGUCCCCGUCCUCGCCGCCCCCGCCCUCCUCGCCGCCCGCGUUCCCGCAGACGUUCGGCGACGCGAGCUUCUCCCCAGAGGCGCGAGGUGCUCUCUCCCCCACGCAGACGCUGUGGACGGCCCAGUCGCCCACCCUCACCCUCGGCCACUCGAGCCCAGAGCUCCCUCCGCUCUUCUCCCGCUCGGCCCUUGGAGGCAACCCGCGCACGCCCUCGACUGCUGCGAGGCACGAACGCACGGACACGUCGUAUUACACGGCCAGCUGGGGCAGCCCCUAUCGCAACUCACCCCCGACCUUCGACCACCAACGCCACGCUUCGGCGCACUUUGGCAGCGACGACCUGGACGAGGGCUCAUCAAGUCUCCAGUUUGGGCUCGAGCAUCUGCUUCCGCCGCGACUUGGUGUUGAGGACGACUCGCCGAACCGGUUCAAUCUCGACCAUCUCAUCCCGCGAUUGGAGCAGAACGCAUCGCCCAACCGUUUCACCCUUGAGCAUCUGAUCCAGUCUCGGCUGCCACAUAUCGAGACUCCCACCAGAGAACCCACCCCGUGCGUAUCCGACUCCAACCCGACCUCCGAAGAGUGGAUCCACCACUUCUUGAGCGAGCGUUGGAACCGCGACAAGAACGACUGGAAAAGCGAGAGUGGUGACAUUCGCCCGGAAAUCGAACCGCAACACAAGCAAAACCUUGCUGCCCCAGAAUCGCCCACAAGAGGUCACAAGGCCCGAAGCUUCAACAAAACCCUGAACCAGCAGGACUUUUGGCGCCACUUCAGCAGCGAUCAGAAGGAAGCUUUUGGCAAGAUGAUGGCAUCCAAGUAUGCAGAGUCCCCUGUCGCCCCACACCUGUCUGGGGCCUCGGGACACGAUCUUCCUACUCUUCGGACAGCCAUGCCACAGAACAUCCACGCGGAGAGGUCGCCAAUUUCACCCCAGUUGCUGACACCCUCGAAACCAACUGAGUCAAUGCGCGAAUCGCUGAACAAGACGCCAACCCCCUUCGAUUCGGUGCGACAGCCUACCCCUCGCACGCGCAAGAAGGUCAUGGUCAAGGGCAAAGGAUGCAUCAUCUCGAUCCCGCACGAUAUCCCCAGAGGUACACCUGGAUACCCUCCCAAGCCUAUGAGCGCGGAAGCGGUACACACGAAACUGCAGCAAUUCCAGAAUCAGGGAUACGACACCAAUGGUUUUGGUCAUUGGAGGGGUGAGAACUCAGCGGGAGAUCCGCCACACAAUCGAGCCAUAUGGCCAGAGGAGGAUGAUGUGCGCGCAGAGAGAGCCAAUGCAAAAUCCCAAUUUCGAGUCCGUGUGGCUAAGAAGGCUGAGUGGGACACGUAUGUGAAUUCUUUGCUGGAAGCGAAGCUUGCGGCACUGGGCGUCAGUCAGGGUGGCGAGGACGAUAUGCCGAUGCCUAUGUCGAGAUCGGGCUCUACACAGCAAUACCCAGGUCUGCCUUUCUCGCCUCCACUGCCUCCGUCAUCAGCUGGCAGUCAUAUCCGUAUGAGGCAGGGAAGCAUUGUAACAGGCCCUUUCCCACAUGGACCUUCGCCAGGGCACAUGUCUCGACAAUCAAUUGCUUCGCCAGGGCAUAUGACUCGACAGUCGAUCGCCUCACCAGGAUACAUGAUGGGACACAUGUCUCGACAAUCUAUGGCAUCGCCAGCUGCUUUUUCCAAUGUGCGUCCAAACAUGCACAUGCACCGUCACUCCACGUUUGCAUCGCCUGCCAAUUUUGCUCAGCAUGCAAUUUCUCCCUCUGGUACAUGGUCUCCAAGUGGCUACUUUGGAUCCCAGGAUGGACGGGGCCCAUCGCCUGGUCUACCUAUGGGCAGGCCCGAGUACUCUAACCUUCCAUCCCCUCUUACUCCGUUUGGCAUGAGACCUAACCAGCAAUUCUCUAAUGCGCCGCCGCAUAAUGAUGACCUGAUGGCUCAGAUGCAAAUGCAGCAACAGCAGCUUCAGACGCAACUCUUCCAACAACAACAGCAGCAGCACCUACAGCAACAGCAACAACAGCAACAGCAACUCUUGGGCCUACGACCGUCAUCUACACUUGCAGAAGUGCCCGAAGACGAAGGCGAGGAAGAUGAACUACCCGCGCUGAAACAUGCUGUCCAAUCUGUUCCGGAGAUCGCUGUACCAACUCCUCGCCAUCGUCACAACAUUAGCGAGAAUCUUGAGCGUGAGGCAGCUGAUGCUGAGUAUCAUCUGGAAGAGGCCAUCGACAAGCAGUUCGCAGAGGGAGGAGACUUUAAUACAGAACACGAGACCACUGGACAAUUCAAGCCUUCGAAGGCUGUUACUAAUUCUUCGUGGGAUAGUUCUCGCGCUAUCUUGCAUCAGCCACAGCCUCAUAGCAGAGCCCAUUCCAUCACCAAGUCCCAACAACCCAGGUCUUUUGCGUUCCCUGCGCAGCAACAACAGAACCCUCGUGAGAAUAGCGAUGGGGCUAGGACCACUGGUUCCGUUAACUCGAUUCCCAGCCUGGAAGAUGGCGAGAUUCGUGAAACAACCCAGACUUCGACGCAACAUUCCAAGGUUUCGUCGCAGGUCAGCAAUCCAUGGAAAGACAACAAGUUCGCUACUGUCAAUCCUGCGGUGCACAGCAAGCACGCCUCGCGCUCAUCGAUCUCGAAGCUUAACGUGGAAGCCAAGGAGUUCAAAUUCAACCCCGCGGCCUCGUUCAAUCCCGGAACGUUUUCGUCUGGUUUUGCAUUUGCGCCUGCGCCUGCGGUCAAAUCGCCUGCUGAUGCCUUGCCCCGAGGCAACAAGCCUAGUAUCGAUGGUAUAUCUAGCUUCAAUGUCACGGCGCCUGCCUUCAAGCCAACUGCGCCGACGUUCCAGCCUGUUGCAGAGAUUCCCGUCAAGCCUGUGGAGGCAACUCCUGCCUCACCUGUAACAGAAGUCACUGAAACCAAACCUGUUGAUACGAACGGUUCUGCUUUCCCCUCCAGCGGGUUCAACUUUUCUAGCCCACCUUCCAUCAAGCCAGAUGCGGCAAGCUUCAACAAUACCCUGUCUGGUGAUCCCGAUAAGCCAACACCUGCCCCAACCAGCUUCUCUUCGAAGAUCUUCGGAGACGUCAAUAUCUCGGCUAGCGACAUUGUUAAGCCAGCCAUGCGCUCCAAAGCUGUUCCAAUUGUGCGUCCAGAUGAUACGCAGCAGAAGACACCCGAGAAGGCGACGGAGGAUGUGGAAGAACGAGAGGAUGAGGAGGGACGUCCCAUGCAGGCUGAGGGUCGAGAGAAGCGUGUCAGGCGCAACCGUACGGAUGGCGAUGAUGUGCCUAAAUUCGCAUUGCAACCUAUCCUUCCAUCUCAGCCCACCAUCGAAGCGAAAUAUCUUCAACCCUCCGAGUCGAUCUCGAAACUUGGGGCUGAUGAUCUGCCAGACGAUAAAGAAAACCUGUCGCCCAACAAGGAACGAACGAAAGCGAAGGCGAAGAGUCCGGAUCCUCUUGUCUUGCAGCGCGACACGCAUACCACCAAGGCCGCCAAGUCUACUUCUCAAGCCGAGAUGUCGGUCACUAGCCCUCUUGAUGGAAAGACAUCUGUUGAAAGCGAUGAGCGUACUCCUACCAUUGACAAGGUACAACGGGAAAAGAAACAUGCGCAUCAGAAGAGCUCAUUGUCCGCCGCCGCGGAACCGUUCGAGCUCCGGUCUGAAGCUCCUGGCAGUACUGAUUACGAUUUCGGCUUCCACGUUACGAAGCCAUCUCAGAACAGGGAAAUUGAGAGAGCUCAGGAUAUCCUAUCCAAGUUUGCAGAUACGCCGUCCAGAUACACAAGCAGGAGUCCGGCAACGACUUUCCAACCCAGCGAUGCUGGAUCCUGGAAGACAGCCGCUUCGCGCAGACGUGCACCUUACCCUGAGAGCGAGAGCGUUGACUUCGACCCAUCCUUCAAUGAUAUCGAUGCUGUCAUGAAACAUAUGAACGAGGAGGGUUCUGACUUUGGCGUUGAGCGCGAUGACGACUCCUGGGCAAAUUCUUCUCCUGGAAGAACAGCGCUGGACUUCAACCGCACUGACCUACGGCCCACCACAAACUCGCGUAGCGACGCUCCAAGUCCCAGCCCUCGCAGACUCUUCCCUCUAAGGAAUGUGCAAGGGUCGGCGACAUCACUCCAAGAUCCAUUCGACGAUGACCGCGCCGCCAUUGCAUACGAUUCCACCGUGCAUCGCCUGAACAACGCAGACGAGGUGCCAAUAAGCGACUGGGACGAAGGCCUCCUGACUGAAGGAGAAGACAGGCUUCACAUGCGCAGUCGUUUCUUUGACCAGCAUGUUGAUGACAUUAUGGGUCGACUUCUGCAGAACCGUCUCGGCCCUCUUGAACAGAAUUUGCAGAACAUUCAAAAUUCACUGGUCACGAUGUCGCAGGGACCGAAACGCAGUCGGCGAAGCAUGUCCACAGAACGUCUGGAUAGCGAUGCUGAUGACGAAGAUGAUGAUGUUGGUGCUGACUCCCAGUACCGCCCUCGAUCUCCGAGGAAGGACAGAAAACUGGACAAGAUCCGGGCUGUUGUCACGGAAGCACUUGCUGCGCAUCAGCCAACCGCUGUACCUGUUCAGCACGUUGCUGCUGAGGAAAUCCGAGCCAUGGUGAAUGAAGCCUUGGCGGCACAUGCCCCUCCUUCGGCUUCUGAGCAAAUCAAACCAGAGACGCUCCGCUCGAUCGUUGCCGAUGCUCUUUCGGCUCAUUCGCUGGCAACCCCGAUCGAACCGCAACUUGAAGCUGUCCAGCCAGAUACGAUUCGUUCUAUCGUCACUGAAGCGUUGGCUCUCCACAAGCCAGCUGCUCUUGAGGCUCCUAUCGACAUCCCCCAACCUCAAAUCGAUAUGUCUGAGAUGUAUCAAAUUGUUGGAAGUCUCAAGGCUUCUAUUGCGCAAGCUACCAACAACCACUUGCAGGCGCAAGAUGUUCGCGAACUCGUUGAUGAUGCCUUCAAGCGUCAAAGUGUCGAGGUCGCCAAACGCGAGGAUACUCAGGCUCUUCAAGAGAAGGAUGCCCGUAUUGCUGAACUAGAAGCAAUGCUCAAGGAGGCUACUCUACGCUCCGAGUCUGAAGCGGAGGCACGCAUGGCGCUUGAGGUCCGGGAAGUGGAUACUUCACGUUUGCUCAAGGUUACCGAAGAAGAGCUCGUUCUCCUUCAAAAGUCGGCCGUCGAAGAUGAAACCAAGAUCCGAGUUUUGGAAGAAGACCGAGAUGUCACCCGCCGUACCCUCGACGCAUACGAGGUCAACAGUGAUGAGAUUCGUGUUAGAGUUUCAGCUCUUGAUGCUGAAAACGAGGAACUCAAGCUCAAGACAAUUGUGUUGAAGGCAUCUGAGGAGGAAACUCAAAACAGGCUUGACGCCAUCACUGCCGAGAACGACGCACUAACUUCUACACUGGAGGAGCAUCGUCUGUCCGCUAGUAAAUGGCGAACCCAAGUUCAGGAGUCGAAGGAGGAGAACGAUAAACUACGCAAGGCGAUCGAUCAAACACGCUACCAAGCUGAAGAGUCUACGCGCGUCCGUGAAUUCAUGCGCUCCAAGCUCGAGAAACUGCAGGAAGACAUGGUCAUGGUCUCCCAGCAGAUCGCUGCUGAACGCGCUCAAUGGCACAAGAACGACGAGAUAUCUAUGAAGAAGUACGAGGUUCUCAGUGCUCGCAUCGAAGCCGAGGGACGAACACGUGAGAGGUUGGAGAGAGAACUUGAGCGUCUCGAGACUCAAGAACGCGAAGGCAUGAAGCUCAGGAUGCAUCUCGAACAGACCCAGAAUCACAACGCCAGGCUCGAGGAGGCUCUUGAACAACUCCGAACUGAAUCCUUGGAGCAUCAAAAGAACGCCGCGAGGUACGAACGCGACAUGCGAGAGGCGAGGGAUGCAGCUCAUGUUGAAAUCCGACGCACUCGUGUGCUCUUGGAGGCCGACAUCGAUGCAGCCAACAACCAGGUCAACAUUGUCCGACAUGACCUCGAAAGUCAAAACGCCCGCAUCCGCGCUGAGCUCGACAGCGUCCGACUGGAUACCGACACCCUCAAAGAGAAACACGAGCUUGAUUUGGAGGCAGCAUCCGAUGCUAAGAAACAAGCUCUCCUCGAAGCACACGAGAGCAGGAAGCACAGCCUUCACGAGCAGCAACGAGCCUUUGAACGUCAACUCGAGCAUAUCCAACAUGAGCAUGCUCGUACCCUCAAUUUCGCGCGUGAGGACAGGGAGCGUGCAGAAUCCUUCCACAAUGACAAGCUUGCGCUCGCUGAUGCCAAGACGGAUCACUUGAAGGACAAGGUUGCUCUUCUGGAGGAGAAGUUACAAAUCGCCAAGGAGGCUGCCAGUGCUGCUAUCGCAGCUGCAUCGAAAUCUCCGAUACCUACCUCCUCGAACAACUCUAGUGGGCCGGAGAAGAUCUCACCUCAAGCACUGCGCGAGUCUAUCGCGGUGUUGCAAGACCAACUUCAGGAGCGUGAAUCACGCAUUGAAUCUUUCGAACACCAACUGGCGGAGAUUGACACGGAUGCACCAGCCAAGCUCAAGGAGCGCGACUCGGAGGUCAGCUGGCUUCGCGAGCUACUCGGCGUCCGCAUUGACGAUCUGAACGACCUCAUCAGUGCCCUCGCCCAGCCAACCUUUGACCGCGAGAACGUCCGUGAUGCGGCUAUUCGUAUCCGCACAAAUCUGCAGAUGGAGCAGCAAGAGAAAGAACGCCAGAUCACAGGCGGUCAGCAGUCUUUCCCUACCCUUGCCACGCUCACCAAUUUUGCAUCGCCUAAGGCUGUCCAGUUUGCCGCCGCAUUUGGAAACUGGCGCAAAGGCCGUGAGAACGCUACCUCCGCCCUCGCAGGCUCGUCAAGCGCUUACUCGCGCAACCAAACACCAUCUCGUGCCGCCCCUCAACCCGGGCAGUCGUUCCUAUCCGGACUUAUGACCCCACCCACGUCGAACCUGCGGCGCACCUCUGACCUUUCAGCAUCGUCAGUGCGUCCACACAAUCCGCGCUCAAGCUCCUCGAGCUCACGCGGCUCGACAGAGGCUGGGUUCCCCACCCUGGGCAAACAACCGGUGGCCCCAAGUACGCCACCACUAAUGAGGAAGGCGAAUUACGACCGUGAUGCAGAGGUCGAGUCGUUUUCUGAGAACGGUUUCUACGACGAUGAUAGCAUGGUCGAUGGCGAAGUCGAUGGCGAUCUUACGCCCCUUGGACUGAACUUUGGACAUGAUUUGAGGCGGUAAACCCAUCAACACAACAUGGCAAUAUUUCCUAUGUAUGUUUUUUCUUUACUGGGCUCGAAACGAGCUUCUCUUUUGUAUGUGUCUGCCCUUCCCUUUGGUUUUAAUUUCGCGCUUCGUCUUGUACCUAAUGCUUGCUUGCUCGCACACUUUGUUUGGCUGUUGUCUCUUUAGCGCCCA